Trypanosoma rangeli is the source of this 552-nucleotide messenger RNA. RefSeq lists its product as uncharacterized. NCBI's taxonomy places the organism in Eukaryota, Euglenozoa, Kinetoplastea, Trypanosomatida, Trypanosomatidae. The transcript has a single exon. The coding region runs from base 1 to 552 and encodes 183 amino acids. The record is from RefSeq and is a predicted model, not a curated record.
AUGGUGGCGGGGUUCUCUCUGCAUCCGCACGGCGUGACGCUUCACAUGGCGACCCCGCACCACGAAGACUUGAUGCGUGUCUGCGUGGCACUACGCGGCGGAGGAGGAUGUCUCCGCCGCACUUUUGUCGGCCGCCAUCCACCGGUGCGCCAGGGAGAUGCGCCAAGUCGACUGCGGCCGUGUCUUGUGCUGCCGCUGCCCCGCGGUGGGUCCGCCACACGGCAGGCACGCGUCUUGUCGUGCGAGUUGCCUUGCUUUGAGCGCGGCGCCGUGUGGCUUGCUGCAACGCCGGGGAGGGGCGGCCAUUCAUGUUUGUCUGGGGGUGGCGUCAGUGGCGUAUGCGGUUCAGCUCUCGACACGAACAGAGGAUGCUGCGACGUGUGCACCUCAGCAGGUGGGGGGCCUAAUGGCACGCGAGCGGGUUGUUGUUGCUGCUGCGAUGAGUGGUGCGUGUGCUGGCCAAUGGAACGAAUGAUGCUGCAGGGGCGGAUCCUCCGAUGUGUGCAUGCGCAUGCGCAUUUUCUUUUUUUGCUGCCCCUCCCCUGCGCCUGA